Molecule: messenger RNA, 1177 nt
Organism: Carassius gibelio (silver crucian carp)
Lineage: Eukaryota; Metazoa; Chordata; Actinopteri; Cypriniformes; Cyprinidae
Exons: 9
Coding region: 157-1032 (291 amino acids)
Biological process (GO): proteolysis
Molecular function (GO): cysteine-type peptidase activity
Source: RefSeq, a predicted model, not a curated record
CAAAGCAAAAGACAAUUGAUCAGCAAGAGGAGCAAUGGGCCAAAAGAUCUGAAAGACCUGCAAAAACAUCGUUCCAAGUAUUUUGAUCCACCAGAAGCUGUGCCACAACCAAAAAAACGCAGGACAAAACAAACAUCUGAGGAUCAUUCAGAGGACAUGUCAGCCCAGAUCCAAGCUCUGUGGUCCAAGAAAGCAUGUGAGAUUGUCAUUGCUGUAACACAGUCAAAUGACAAAAAAAGGUCUUAUAUCUUGCAUCAUUCAGAGCUGAAAACACUCCAGCCACGUAAAUGGCUGGUGGGGGAGACAAUCCAAUGCUAUUUUCAAGUGUUGGUGAACAACAGCGAACAGGGAAAUAAAAUUUACAUACUUGAUCACUACACAGCAGGAAUUAUAAUUCAUGGUGAAAGAGAUCAAGUCCGGAGAAAUAGCCUCUCAAAGGUGAACUUUGAUGACUAUGAUGGACUGAUUAGCUUCCUGAAUGUCGAUGGGAACCAUUGGGUAUUUCUGUAUGUCCAUGCAGCAUCCAGCCAGGUGUUUGUGGUAGACCCUGUGGGACAUGAUGAAGAGGCCAAAUCCAUGCAUGCCGCCUGCAGAUUUCGAGAGUACUUCAAAAUGAGAAGAAACUGCCUCUCUAAAAAUGACUGGGUGGACAUUAAGUGGAAAGGAGGAAAAAUUGAUCAUUCCACUCAACAAGAUGGAUACAGCUGUGGAGUGCUCGUCAUGCAGAUGGCUAAAGGAGUUGUAGCUGAUUUCCCAUGCAUCCCUUGUCAUUUGAUGAUAAACACAUCCAAGCAGCAUAUGGAAGAUGUGCGACUGAGAAUGGCAGAGGAAAUUCUGCAAGCCUCAGUAUUCAAGAGAGGACAUUACUGUUCUGCUUGUGCUGCCUCAAAACCCCCUGGUGGAGGUGCAAAAACGGUUUGGAUCGAAUGUCAUCAAUGCAAGAGGUGGUUCCAUGUGACAUGCAUUCAAAUGACAGAGGGCCAGUUUAACAGGGCUCGAAAGAGUGAUUGGAAGUGCUGCCUAUGCAAAUAAUAAAAAAAUCCUGUGUAGAUAAUGUAUUACAGUUGUUUUAUGUAAAAGUUAAGGUAUUUGUGGGAGUCUAGGAACUGGGGAUGUUCCUGGGAAAUAUGAAAAUAUUGAAAAGAUAAUAAUUGAACAAUAAAAAUGAAGGAAGUAU